CUUACACCGCACCACCACCAGACCGCCCCUCAACCGUAACGUGCAACAGCGCGACCGUCCCUGCUUGAAUUAGUACCUCACUUUUACAGCAUCACCUACCAAAGGUCAUCUUCCCCCUCGCUUCUGGAAUCCUGCACGAUGCUAUUCGCCUGAGAGCCAGCCGUCUGCAGCGAGCUUCGGGAGUUUCUCGUACCACCACAGACCACGUCCCGGCUUCAUCUCAUGUGGUCUCCUAGUUACCUUCCCUCUCCCAUUUCAUCGCAACCAUCCACUGUGCUCGCUUGCGACCUCAAUCAAGGUUCCGGUCUUCUCCCAGGCAUACGCCCGCCCCCUCAUGGCCUGGGCUUGUCUGGCAGGCAAAGCACAUUGCAGCCGCCACGGGCUGUCGGCUGCGACCAAGGCGAGAUUUGUCUCCGACUCGUCCCUCCCUCGUUACCACCAUGGCUUCUUUUCUACCCACAGCGGCCGCCCCGGCACAGCUGCGAUGGCGGUGACGCCGCCGCCUGCCCGUCACAUAUCUUCACCCUCCGCCGCUCGUGCGAGGAAGCUCGCUCUGGAUCGCGAUGUCAUCGUGUCCGUGCUUGAAUCCUCAGCUACGCGUCGCGAUGCCAAGGGCUACUUGCAGAAGUACGCCAACAAGAGGGAGGCCGUCACGCCAACAUCAAGGCCAAGCUCGCCCCAAUUCUUUCAAGGUCCUCAGCCCUUCCAGCAGCUGCAGGGGGCCUUGAGCUCUCAGCAGGGUCGAGAGCAGCUAGCCGUCGACGAAGAACUCACUAAAGUGGCUAUCGUCAAGCUGCGCAAACCCCAGGAGCUGCCCGAUGACGUCGUUGCCGGUAUAGCAAAAACCCUCUCUCAGCUCCGCGCCCUAGGCCUUCUGGCAAUUGUCAUCAUCGACUGCGGCACCCGUCAGAGUCGUAGGACGUAUGAACACCAGGCGUUGCGUCUGUGCGAAGCCAUCGACUCGAGCUUUGGCCAGCCAGUUGCUAGAUUCGCCGAAGGGAUAUUCCUCAGGCAAUCUCGAAACGGCCCUCUACAGGACACUCGCGCAUCAUCACCCAUCUUCUCAGGCAAUGUGCGUGUCGACGACCAGGGCAUGCUGGGCCGGGCGCUGCGACGUAACAAGAUCAUCGUCGUGCCCUCGGUUGCGCGACCCAACGAGCUCUCGUCACCACGGCCGACGGACGCCCAUAGUACGCUGCUGGCGCUGACCAAAUAUCUCAUUGGAAUGCAAUUCGCACCAAGCGAGAGCCUUGCAACCGAACCCCAUGCGUCACGGCCAAGCAGGACCGCAUCCGUGGAGCGGGUGAUAUUAUUGGACCCGCUUGGAGGCAUUCCCAUGGUUGGGAAAUCAAGCGUUGCACACAGGUUCAUCAAUCUUGAGCAGGAGUACACCACGCUAAUGGAACAACUGAAUGAUGCUCACGGCUCUUCCACCGGCCCCGGGGAGCAGGCGAUGUCGCGCAAGCUUUCUCAUGCUGAGAAUCUCGUCCUGGCAAAGGAUGCCCUCUCGUUGCUACCGUCGUCGUCGUCUGCUCUCAUUACCACGCCACUUGCUGCCGCAAAUAUAAAACAGCAGCCGGACCCCUCGUCUCUACAGCUGGACGACAUGGUGGCGACGAGGAAUCGGCGGAACCCGUUGUUGCACAACCUCCUUACAGACAGGCCAGCCUUCUCGCCAUCUUUGCCGCUGCAGAGGAUCAAGGACGAAUCUCACGGCGGCCUUCAAACUGUUGAUGCGAGCGCUGCAACGUUGGUCAAGCGCGGUAUGCCCGUGACAAUCCUGCCGGAACCUCGAAGCGGCCCGUGGAGGCCACCGGAGCCUGGCUCACCACGUCUACGAUUGACAGAUACAAGCGUCGAUUUGCCCCGAUUGGUGCAUCUAAUCGAGGAUUCCUUUGGGCGCAAACUUGAUGUCCAGGAUUAUCUCCGACGAGUCAACGAGAACCUAGCAGGCAUCAUCAUUGCGGGGGAGUAUGAAGGAGGGGCCAUCCUGACGUGGGAGCGGCCAGAGGGUUUGGACGAGCAGCAAGCGUUUGAACAAGGCCGCUUUGUGCCUUACCUGGACAAGUUCGCCGUGCUCAAGAGCCGCCAAGGAAGCGCCGGCGUAGCUGACAUCGUCUUCAACGCAAUGGUGCAAGACUGCUUCCCAGAAGGCGUGUGUUGGAGGAGCCGCAAGAACAAUCCAGUCAACAAGUGGUACUCGGAACGAUCUGCGGGGGUUUUGCAACUUCCCGACUCCAACUGGACCAUGUUCUGGACAACAGCAGGGUUGAGUGUCGAGCAUCCCAUGUUUAAGGACUACAAGGCGGUCUGUCGCACUGUGCAGCCAUCGUGGGCUGACGACAAGCACAUCCUAGACUAGGGCUGCGCCGUGCUGCGGGAAGCGAUGACGGGGCAGGUUCAAUGACCUCGGCAGGCUUUAUGGGCUUGUUGGUGGCAUUUGCAGCAAGGCAUAUAACCUUCUCAACCAAUGCAAGGGUGAUCGCUGCGAGCAAUCAGCGGAGCAAUUGUCUGCAUGUGCGUAAGAUGUGUGUGUGCAAAAGGUAUCGUCAAAACAUAUCCAAGUGUUCCAACUUGGAGGAGGUACUACGCGUAUAUGGAGAGGUGAUUGUCGCCCUCAGAAGAAUAGGAGGGCAACAUCCUAGCUUUUUGUGAGGC
This is a messenger RNA of Purpureocillium takamizusanense, 2658 nucleotides long. RefSeq names its product Amino-acid N-acetyltransferase (gene ARG2). Gene Ontology annotation, cellular component: mitochondrial matrix. Gene Ontology annotation, molecular function: L-glutamate N-acetyltransferase activity, acting on acetyl-CoA as donor; arginine binding. Gene Ontology annotation, biological process: L-arginine biosynthetic process. The coding region runs from base 335 to 2362 and encodes 675 amino acids. The transcript has 2 exons. The record is from RefSeq and is a predicted model, not a curated record. Lineage: Eukaryota; Fungi; Ascomycota; Sordariomycetes; Hypocreales; Ophiocordycipitaceae.